GGAGCUUUAUACUGUACAACUCCUUUGAUUUAGGUUGUUGUUGAAAAGAAAAGAAGGCAAAAAUGCAGGCUAUUAAGGACAAGAUCAGUGAAAUGGGAGCCAUGAAGCAGGUCAAGGAAGAGGCUAGGGCUGAAGAGAAGGCCGAGAAAGAAAUAGCGAAAGCCCGAGCAGACAUCGCUCAUGAGGUGAGAUUGGCAAAAGAGGCGGAAGCAGCAAUGUCGCAUCAUGUCGCCAAGGCCGGAGAAAUUGCUAGAGCCGGAGAACACAUGGCGAAUGAGCAGUUGGCGAAAAUCGGGGGAUCUGAAGCAGCGGCCAGGGCAGGAGGAGGGGGUGUUCCUAAUAACGCCGCUUCUAACCCUCUUCCUACUUCCAACAUGUCUCCCCCAACUUAUAACAAAAUGUCUUAGUUCUUGCAUAUAGUACUCUUUACCUAUAUACUAUGCAUGUACUCUGAUUCUUUGCAUGCAUAUAGGUUUUAUGCAUGAGUGUCCAAUGUAAUUGUCUAUGUCAAUGUUCGUGAUAGGCUACCUAAUACAAUUUCGCACCCCAUAUGCGAGGUGUGUAUACGUAUAAUGUAAUUGUUAUAAGUUGUACUGGAAAGGUAUUAUAAUACAGAUGUAGAUGUAUAAGAUG
This is a messenger RNA of Fragaria vesca subsp. vesca, 633 nucleotides long. RefSeq lists its product as uncharacterized. NCBI's taxonomy places the organism in Eukaryota, Viridiplantae, Streptophyta, Magnoliopsida, Rosales, Rosaceae. Bases 63 to 407 code for a protein of 114 amino acids. Gene Ontology annotation, biological process: embryo development ending in seed dormancy. The record is from RefSeq and is a predicted model, not a curated record. The transcript has 2 exons.